This is a messenger RNA of Galeopterus variegatus (Sunda flying lemur), 546 nucleotides long. RefSeq names its product tumor necrosis factor receptor superfamily, member 17 (gene TNFRSF17). Gene Ontology annotation, biological process: tumor necrosis factor-mediated signaling pathway. The record is from RefSeq and is a predicted model, not a curated record. The coding region runs from base 1 to 546 and encodes 181 amino acids. Lineage: Eukaryota; Metazoa; Chordata; Mammalia; Dermoptera; Cynocephalidae. Gene Ontology annotation, molecular function: signaling receptor activity. The transcript is spliced from 3 exons.
AUGGCUCAGCGGUGCUUCCAAGAUGAAUAUUUUGACAGUUUGUUGCAUGCUUGCAAACCUUGUCACCUCCGAUGUUCUAAUACCCCUCCUGUAACAUGUCAGCGUUACUGUAAUGCAAGUAUGACCAAUUCAGUGAAAGGAACAAAUGCGAUUCUCUGGACCUGUUUGGGCCUGAGCUUGAUGGUUUCUUUGGCAGUUUUUGUGCUAAUGUUCCUGCUGAGGAAGAUGAGCUCUGAACCAUUAAAGGACAAAUUUAAAAAUGCAGGAUCGGUACUCCUGGACGUGGCUAAUGCUGACCUGGACAAUAGCAGGACUGGUGAUGAAAUGAUCCUUCCAACAGGGCUGGGGUACACAGUAGAAGAAUGUACCUGUGAAGACUGUGUCAAGAGCAAACUAAAGGUCGAUUCUGACCACUUCUUUCCACUCCCAGCCAUGGAAGAAGGUGCCACCAUUCUUGUCACCACGAAAACAAAUGAUUAUUGCAAGAGCCUGCCAACUGCCUUGAGUGUUACUGGGAUAGAGACAUCAAUUUCUAAAAAUAAUUAA